AUGAUAGCCUCGCAGAAACGCGACGAAAAUCAGCCCAUCACCACUGGCUUUCGACCCAGAAGGCGUCCGGUAGGGGUAGACGCUCCAUCAAGUCGUUCCACGUCGCCAGAAGAAGAAGAUGCAGAGCCUUGGGUACACAAAGAAGGCCCAAUCAUACUCCUCACUCCUGCAUCCGGCGAGAGCCCUCCCCAGCCUCCACUCCCAAGGAUACCCACACUUCUGCGUCCUGGCGCUGGCGCUCGCGCGAAUCGUGGUGCGAUCAAGGCGCUCCCACCGCUUUUGGAGGGCGAGGAGCAACCCAUUCCCGCGUUCUCAUCUGUUGCUGUUGCUGCCAGUGUGAACAUCGUCGAACAGCAAAAGAAGAAGCAGCGACAAGAAGAGGAGCGGCAGCGUUACCCACCACCUCGAACUUCGCAUCCCUCACAAGCAACAAGCAGCUCAAUGCGAUACUAUCCUGUCGCCCUCUCCCUCCCCUCGCUCGAUACUCUCAAUCUCCCAAUCCCAUCUCCAACGAUCGCAGCACAGUUCCCCGACGACCCACUGCGUGCAGAAAUCGCGAGCCUGCGUCUGAGAGUGUCGGAACUAGAGGCACGGCUCACCGAUAAGGAAGGCGAGAAGGAGGCCGCGCUGAGGGAAGCGGAAGAGAAGUGGAAGGCGAGGGUGGAGCGGCUGGAGCAGGAGCGGGAUCUGCUGGUCCUUGAGCGGCUCUCGGUGGGGAGAAUGGAAGAGCAACGAGCUUUCCGACCUUGGUCAGAGGCAGGACAAGAGGGAGAUGGAGAAAGCGGAAGGGGAGAAAUGGUGGGACUGGUGAUUGGCUCAUGA
Molecule: messenger RNA, 822 nt
Organism: Cyphellophora attinorum
Lineage: Eukaryota; Fungi; Ascomycota; Eurotiomycetes; Chaetothyriales; Cyphellophoraceae
Exons: 1
Coding region: 1-822 (273 amino acids)
Source: RefSeq, a predicted model, not a curated record